Carica papaya (papaya) is the source of this 1152-nucleotide messenger RNA. The record is from RefSeq and is a predicted model, not a curated record. NCBI's taxonomy places the organism in Eukaryota, Viridiplantae, Streptophyta, Magnoliopsida, Brassicales, Caricaceae.
CGUAUGCUUCUCUUAACAAAACUCUUCUCUACACUUAAAAUUCGCCGAUGCCUCUGUGCUGCUGCACUCUUGCAUAACCAUCCUAGGUUCGCUCCUCGCGCUUCUGGCUACCACAGAGUUAGACUGCGGACAGAGUAAAGUAACUACUGCUCAGGAAUGGCGAAGAAGAAGAAGAGAGCUGAACUAGAAGCAGGGGAAAAAUUGGAAGAAGGCAGAAAUUUGAAAGAAAGGGAAAAACACGAUCUUGACAAUAAUGUCGAUCUCGUUAGCGGCGAGCCUAAUAAGAAGAAAAACAAGAAGAAACAUAAGAGAGAUAAAACGGGCACGGACGAAGUUGGCUAUGAGAGUCCUACCGUUAGCAUAGCCUUACCUGGUUCCAUCAUCGACAAUACUCAAUCGCUCGAACUUGCUACUCGAUUGGCUGGUCAGGUUGCUCGCGCCGCCACUAUUUUUCGUAUUGACGAGGUGGUUGUAUUUGAUAAUAAGAAUAGCUCAGAAAAUGAUUCUGGCGUUACAACAUUGGUUUCUUCAGAUGAAAAUGAAAGUGGUGCAGCUUUUCUUAUAAGGAUCUUGCAGUAUCUCGAGACACCACAAUAUUUAAGAAAAGCUCUCUUCCCAAAGCAUAAUAACUUAAGAUUUGUGGGCAUGUUGCCCCCACUUGAUGCUCCACACCAUUUGCGAAAGCAUGAGUGGGCUGCCUACCGAGAAGGUGUCACUCUAAAAGAAAAGGCCCCAAACUCGAUGAGAACCAUGGUUGAUGUGGGUUUAAGUAAGAAUGUUGUUGUUGAACAAACACUUGAACCUGGAAUAAGAGUAACUGUCGCUAUGAGUGCCAACCGUAAUCUGGAUGCUGAUUUGCCACGGCAGGUUGCCUCAUCCUCCAAACCUAGGGAAGAAGCAGGGAUGUAUUGGGGGUACAAAGUGCGAUAUGCUUCUAAUAUCAGUUCAGUAUUCAAAGAUUGCCCCUACAAAGGUGGCUAUGAUCAUUUGAUUGGUACCUCAGAGCAUGGUCAGAUUAUCAAUUCCUCAGAGCUGAAUCUGCCUGUCUUCAGGGAGACAGUCCCAGAGAUAUCCAUUUGGGAUUUCUUUUUCAAGUCUAAUAAACUUUAUGGAAACUUUGAAGUGCUUGAUUUCUGCAAGUGGUUCAUUUGA